This is a messenger RNA of Odontomachus brunneus, 6882 nucleotides long. RefSeq lists its product as uncharacterized. Lineage: Eukaryota; Metazoa; Arthropoda; Insecta; Hymenoptera; Formicidae. Gene Ontology annotation, cellular component: nucleus. The coding region runs from base 797 to 6559 and encodes 1920 amino acids. The record is from RefSeq and is a predicted model, not a curated record. The transcript is spliced from 2 exons. Gene Ontology annotation, molecular function: DNA-binding transcription factor activity, RNA polymerase II-specific; RNA polymerase II cis-regulatory region sequence-specific DNA binding. Gene Ontology annotation, biological process: regulation of transcription by RNA polymerase II.
UCCGUAGUCUGAGCACGCUCUCGCCAUUGUCACAUUGUUCGCGCGUUUCCACGAUCUUCCUCCGAAACUCCGUCGUCGAGCUACGCUGCGAGGAGCUCGUUACCGAGUGUGAUCGUUUCGGGAAAGUGUGGUUCGCCGUGUGAACAUCGAACGGCUCGUCGUCGCGCAUCAGCCUCGGGGUUCUCGUCCGUAUGCCUUUGUCGUCGUCUGCCGUUGCGUCCCGCGUUUCGUCACAUCGUGAAACUGCGGAACUGCGGUCGGCUUUGGAUUCUUUCGGACGUAACAAGUGGCCGUGAGUUUGAGCUCUUUUUCACGCGAGUGAGGAUUCCGAGAAUAGAGCCGCGACGAGAGGACUCACCGCCACGGCGGGCCAUCUACGCAUCGUGUGCGCCCGCUUCGACGUAAUCGCAUUUGCGAAAUCAACGGUCUCGGUAUCAGUGUUUACAACGUGCGAUUUUUAACGUGAUUGCGUACCAGUGAUAUUUUUGUCCCUAUUGAAAUGUUGUUUUUCACAAUAUUCUAGAAAAUUUCGACGGUUUCGAAUUUCACAUAACAUUAUUUGUAGCUAACUAAAUUGUUCUCUGUAAUUGGUUAGCAUUUGUCGUGCGCGCAUUUUCGUAUUCAGAUAUAAAAUUAUAAUUGAGUGCUUUCCAUUUAGUACUACAAUCAUAUCAUUUUGUUUUUAUUCUAUAUUUAGGGAGAAAUAAAGAUGAGAUGAUACUCAUAUCACUAAAUGGAAAGCAUUCAUUAAUAAGUGUUUAUACAUGAGUAACUAGCUGCUACAGUCUGUACUAUUAUGGAAGAUGAGGAUGGGGAAAGCAGAAGCACAGAUGUGUGGCCUAUGGGGGAGCGAGUCCUCCACGAUCCUGCAUUGGGCAAUUCGCUGAAACAUUCCAAUGACGAAGAGGCAUAUAUUGAUGUGAUCACAGAUGACAAGCAGUUGCAGAAGCAAUACAAUCCAAUUGUAACAAAAGACUUACCGGCCAGAGAAACCGUUGCAGGGCCAAGACUCACAUUCAAAGGUUUCAAGAAACGCAUCUUAGCUGAGGCACAGGAACGUCACAGCGCCGCGCUGAGGAACAGCGCGCUGGAACAGCAGCAAUUGACGCGUUCUAAUGCGUCAACGAAGAGCGGCGGUAAGGAGAGGCGGGCAGAGGGGAAGCAUAAGAUAACGGAGUACCUGGGUCUUCAGCCGUCGUCCAGGCACAAGUGCUCCAAGUGCCACGGCUGGCUGAACUGCGGUCCUAAUUCGAAGCAGAAUCUCUGCGUGUGUAAUCCCAGCAUGACGCCGAUGCCCAGCACCUCGGAGUCGGCGUCGUUGCCACACGCUUCCAGCAACUUCAAAAUCACGCGAAAGGUGUACUUGUGCGCGGCGUGUGGUACCUACUUCGAGAACUGGAAUCUGUUUUUACACAUGAGGGACAUACAUAAGCGUCACAUAUGUCUCUUCUGCCUGGGUAUGUUCGGCCAGGCGGAGAGGCUGCUGCACCAUUUGUCGAAGAAGCACAACGUUCCGGAUCUGGAGUUCGGUUCGGAGGAUGAGUUCUACAGCGUCUUCAAGGGUUCGUGUUACUUGGUGUGCUGCGGCUGCGAGAGGAUUUUCUCGGAGACUGACAAUUUCUUUGAUCACCUUUGUUCACCGACAUUUAAGCAAGAUGCGACCGCCGGCAUGUCGGUGUGCACGCUGUGCAGGCAGACCGGCACGCACGCGAGCACUUGUAAUUUCGCGUUGUCAUCGGACACAGACAGAGAGUCGUAUACUUCCACUACACCGGUGCCGGUCGCCGCUGAUUCGACGCACGUGGACGACUCGUCGGCGACGGCUGUGCCAUCACCGGAGAAAAUCGUGAAUCUCGGAGGCAAAGGACUGCCGAGAAAAAUGGUGAAGAACAACAGAAGCAAGCACGGGCCGGAAGUUACCCAGAAUUUACAGCAACCCAGGUCGAACUCAUUAGCAAGAAAGCUCGGCGCGAGAGGCAGAUGCAACAAGAAUCAACUGCAUUUUGAAUCACCUGACGCUCCAAAAGAGCUCGUAAACAAUUUAUCCAGAGACACGGUCUCCGAGACAAUAAUGGAGGUAUCCAGGUACACGGGUGACUCGUCCGACGAGAACGACGAGAACGACGAGCAGGCGAUGAAUAAAGACGUUAGUAAGGACAAAGGAUUGGAGGAGAAGUCGCCGGCGCACAAUCAUCAGCUCGAUUGCAACGAGCCUUACGACAGCGUGACGGAGACCAUCAUGGAAGUGUCCCGCUAUACGAGCGACACCGAGGAAGACGAUGUUACCGAGAAGAUGGAUCCUCCAACGUGUAUCCCAGAUAUGCAUUCGUUACACGCGACUGAGAAAACGAUCAACGAGGAGAUGGACAUUAGCGACAAAAGCGACAUCGAUCCGAUAAAUCAGUCGGGCAGUCCGAGAGCGCCCAGUCCGACACGGUGUGAAUUCGAAGAGACCGUGACGGCGGAUAAAAAGGCGAACGCUACUCCGUAUGAGCUCGGGACGGAGUCCGAAUUUCAGCCGUACGAUAGCCCGCAAAACCCACAAAGUCGUAGUCCCGUUAAUCGAUCGUUAUUCAGUCCUCGACACGAGUCACACAUGUCGGACUCGCAGCCUAAAGAAAGUUUAGACGAUUUUCGCAAGGAGGAAGGAGAAGAAAUAGAGAGGCCCAUGGCGACGAACGCCGGUGAAUCUCAGCUGUCAGUGUCGUUCAACGCCGUCCCUUCUUCUGACAGGAGUCUGGUUAUUAAAAUAUGCACCAACAGGAACUCGCAAUUCAGUGUCACUAGCGCCGCUGCUGUGGGUCGAGGCUCCGAGGAGAACAAUAAUGCAGAAGGCUCCACUACAUCAAAGGAAAAACUCGCAAACGGCUCGGACAGGCAGAAGGACAUCGUUGGCGAUGAUCAAGCGAACGAUCUGGACGACAGCGAUUCCGACAGCGAUAAAUUAGCGGUAGUAGACAGCAAUCCGGAAGAGGACGAGGCGGAGGACGGCGAGGAAGGAGAAGAGGCCGAAGAGGUCGAAGAGGCCGAAGAGGCCGAAGAAAUCGAGGAAACCGAAGACAAACGCAACGAUACGAUACGAAUCGAGAGCGAAGAACACGGAGGAGGAAUCGGUACCGGGACAUUCGACGUGGUGGAGACUGACGUGCUGAGCGGUGACGCGACAGAGAAGCUCGACAAUAACAGAACAGAAGAGACGGCAGACGGUGCACAGAAAACGACGAAUGAUCACGAGGCGAAGGACCACUUGAGCAGCGACGAUGGCAUCACGUUAGCCGGAGAGGACGCACUCUGCAUGGACCUGAAUGUCGAAGGUACUCUCGAUAGCAUAGAGUUGGACGAGCUACUGAAGCGCUGCAUAGAAGCGGCUAGUCCGAUCUGUGUAUACUGCAACCACGCGCGGUGUAUAGCCGUGAACGGCAAGCAGCUGGGUUUGCAUAUGUUGGCGGAGCACAAGUUUCAGCCGCAGCAUCCCGCGAUAAUCAUUCACGCGGAGCAGUUCACCACGCGGGUGAAGCGAUCCUUGGACGAGCUUGAACCACGUUAUUUCAACCUGAACACGUACGACAGCGAAAAGGGCACGUACAAUGUACCGCAGGUGAGGAUGUACGAGUGUUUUCAUUGUAGAUUUCAUUCGGCAGUUCACAAGGAGCUCUAUCUGCACAACCGGAAGAUGCAUCAGAAGACCAUCUUGAUCUGCAUCAUGUGCAAGUCAACUUUCUACAGUUACAGCGAGCUGCUGUGUCAUCUAUGUCCAGGUGUUUACUCACCCAACAUGAAUCUCCGUUAUCGAUGCUGUUUGUGUUCAGUGAACAGUCUGCCGUCGUCGUUCCGGCUGAUGGUGCACUUACGUAAGCAGCAUCACGCUUGCGACGUCUGCCUGGAGUCCACCGGCAAUCAACAGCGUCUCUCGAACCAUGUGUGGAAGCACAAACUCCAUCACCUGUGCUACCGUUGCGGCAUCGCGUACCGCAAUAAGCCGGACAUCACGAAGCACUUGUUCUGGAAGCACGGCACCGAGAGUGUUCUCUGCAGGAAGUGUGUGCAGAAGAAGUGGCCUCAUAUCUACCACUUCUGCAUACCGCCUGCAGAGUUCAAGUGCGACGAGUGCGAGUGCAAGUUCAAGCGAGCGGUCGCCCUCAAGGUGCACAAGAGGCUACACUCCACGAAUCUACCGUACGGCUGUGACGAGUGCGCGGAGCGUUUUAUAUCGCGCAAGCUCUUGGCCAAGCACCAAGCGAGUCACAGGGAACCAGAGCCGGAGGACGUCGACGUGAACGUUAUAGACAUGGAUGAUCAUCUGCCGACAGACGGAUUGGACGAAAAAUCGGACAAAGAAAAAGCUCAACGGACGGGAACAACGGUAAACGAAGGUGUCGCCGCAGGAACCGCGGUGGAGAACGUGAAAGAGGCUGUGAAGAGGGUGGUAGACGUUUACGACUUACCACCACUCAAUCUGUCAUCCGAGAGUGACACGGACAACGAUGAAGAAAAGGUUGCCACCGCCGAGAAAUCGACCGAGAAGGAGAAAGUCGCGACGGAGGAUGCGAAGACUGAGAAGAGCGGGGGGGAAACUAUCGAAGAGGAGGCCACCGACGACAACGCUGCACUGGUCAACGACAUCGUCGACGUGGAGCGGAACGAGGAGGAGAAGAAGCAAGAGGCGCGCAUCAUGGAUGGUAUAUGGGACAAUUUCAAGACGUACGCCGCGAGUCUAGAGAUGAAAGAGUCCGGCCAGAGCUUCACGUUGAAAGAGAGUCCGCCCGAAGCCGAUCCGGCGUACCUCAGGAGUAUCGUUUUAGCUGACCACGACUACUGCGUCGUGUGGUCCGAAAAUGGAGAUCAAGCGGUGACUUCCAAAGAGGACGACGCAAAGGAGGAGCAGGAUGAGUCCCGCAGGAGCCCAUCGCCUAGCGGCAGUCCGAGUCACAACGCCAGUUGCGAGAGCGACGCGACCAAACGCGCCAAGCUGAAGACUCCCAAGAAAAAGAAGCGCAGCGGCAGCACGUCGUCCAGCGACUCGUCGAGCGACACGGACUCCAGCAGUUGUUCUUGUGGCACCAACUGCAGCUGUAGUAGCUCCUCGUCCGGCAGCUCGUCCAGUUCCAGCAGUAGUUCCGACUCCGACAGUUCGACGUCCGAGAGUUCACCCAGAAAGCAGUCCAGUCGGCGUGAACGCAGCAAAAAGGAGAAGGAGAGCACGAGGGAGAAUAAGUCAGAGUCCGUCGAACCAGAGAACAAGGAAGAGGUUGCAAUAGAGAACGGGGUCAUAACGGUGGACGACGAAAUGAUAACAAACGAGCCGGUGUUACCGUUAAUGCGGGAAUCCGAUCUAGAGACCGACGAGACCGUCACGGACGAGGACUUCUAUGAUGAACAUCCGCAGCUACUCGCCAAUACGUUACUGGCGGAGAAACGUAAUCAAUUGCUGCUAUUGGCCACUGUCUCGACGUCAGUGGAACAACGGUCAACAUUACUGAACAACGGAGUUCCAGAGGUGGCAGCUGAGACUACGACGUUAACCAAACCUCUUACGACCGUCGAAGAUCGGCCACAGCAAAAGAAGAAAGCUAAGACGAAGAAACGACGGAAGGGCGAGAGAGGCAAUAAACGCAACGCCACCGCCGCAGCCACCGCUACGAACACUGUGGAGUCGAUCAAGCUUAACAUUCCUAGAACGUACUACCAGAAGACCUCAGGCUUCGCUGCGUCGUCGCCCGCGGUAAUGUCUUUGAAUCCGAGCAGGUCCUCUACGCCAAAUCUACCAGUGUGCAACGAUCUUCACGGUGUCGCCAGUAGCGGCAUGAACAUUAACACGAUGGAGAUGUUGCAGACGCCAGCGGCUGGCACCAUCACGAUACCAAUGAAUUCGAAUCAGAACGUGGGCAGCGGUUCGGAGGCGGAGAAGAGGUCCUCCAAGAGGAAACGUGUGCCGAAACGCUUCUACGGCGACUCGAGCGACGACGAGCCGCAAGAGAAGCAGCAAGCGACACACAAAUGGGGACGGAAGACCGUCGAGACUAUCAUCCCGACUUUCGCGCCGCCGCCGCCGCCGAUGCCAAUGCCCGCACCGUUUCCGAUGACGACUUCUAUGCCAAUGACGAAUCCAAAAUUCAUGCCACCUUCGAGACUAUCGUUUAGCGCUAAGAUCACACAGCAAACGUACAGGUCUGGUCAGGUGGAAAGUCAGCAGCAAGCGUUACCGGUCACUUUGGCGUCUGCCACCGAGUCCGAGGGCGCCGCGGAGACUAGCAGUGAGAGCAGCGAGUCCGAGACGGAGGUGGACGACACGGUGAGCCAAAGGAGAGCCUACAACGAUCUGCCGCCGGCUAACGAGACAACGCCGGCUGCUGAACGACCGGCCAAGAUUUACUGUUAUUGCCAGUGUCCAUAUGACGAAGUAUCGGAGAUGAUAGCCUGCGAUGGUGAGGACUGCCGUAUCGAGUGGUUCCACUUUGAGUGUGUCGGUAUAAUGGUGCCACCCAAGGGCAAAUGGUAUUGCCCGGACUGUCGGAGGAAGCACAAUAUCACGCAGAACAAUGACGAGUACUGCGAUUGAUAGUUUCGUUGGGCGCGAGCGAACGCCCACGCGAGUCGACGAUCGCGGCGUCGGCGAUGGUGUUGUUAUUGGUGGUGGUGGUGGAGGUGGUGUUGGUGGUAGUGGUCGUGAUCUUGGACCCAUCCACCAGCCGCUCUGUGUUACCAAAUUCGACCGAUCGGAGUUGCUUUUUUAGGCAUAUUGCUAGCGAGUUGUUUCCCUUCUCAGUUUUUUCUUUCUUUUUCUGGUGAAGAGAGACGCUAUACCGUUCCACCGUUGAUAUUUUUCUUAAGUCUGUCAUGCGAGAGAGAACGAGAGAGAGAGAGAGAGAGAGAGAGAGAGAG